This is a messenger RNA of Perca flavescens (yellow perch), 1412 nucleotides long. It is a transcript of the gene stx1b, whose product is annotated as syntaxin 1B. Gene Ontology annotation, molecular function: SNAP receptor activity; SNARE binding. Lineage: Eukaryota; Metazoa; Chordata; Actinopteri; Perciformes; Percidae. The transcript has 10 exons. Bases 44 to 910 code for a protein of 288 amino acids. Gene Ontology annotation, cellular component: plasma membrane; endomembrane system; synaptic vesicle. The record is from RefSeq and is a predicted model, not a curated record. Gene Ontology annotation, biological process: synaptic vesicle fusion to presynaptic active zone membrane; intracellular protein transport; exocytic insertion of neurotransmitter receptor to postsynaptic membrane.
GGGCCGAUUGUGAUUCUCUCCGUGUUCCAGCAGCAGCGACACCAUGAAGGACCGUACGGCGGAACUGCGAAGCGCUAAGGACAGCGAUGAUGAUGAAGAGGUGGUGCAGGUCGACAGGGACCACUUCAUGGAUGAGUUCUUCGAACAGGUGGAGGAGAUCAGAGGCUGUAUAGAAAAGCUGUCGGAGGAUGUGGAGCAGGUCAAGAAGCAGCACAGCGCCAUCCUGGCCGCCCCCAACCCUGAUGAAAAGACCAAGCAGGAGUUGGAGGACCUCACAGCUGACAUCAAGAAGACAGCCAAUAAAGUUCGCUCAAAAUUAAAAGCCAUCGAGCAGAGCAUCGAGCAGGAAGAAGGUCUCAACAGAUCAUCAGCUGACCUCAGGAUCCGCAAAACACAGCACUCAACGCUGUCACGUAAGUUCGUGGAGGUGAUGACUGAGUACAACACCACGCAGUCCAAGUACCGCGACCGCUGCAAGGACCGCAUCCAGAGACAGCUGGAGAUCACCGGGAGAACCACCACCAACGAAGAACUAGAGGACAUGUUGGAGAGUGGCAAGCUGGCCGUCUUCACCGAUGAUAUCAAGAUGGACUCUCAGAUGACCAAGCAGGCUCUGAACGAGAUUGAGACCCGACACACCGAGAUCAUCAAGCUGGAAAACAGCAUCCGCGAGCUGCACGACAUGUUCGUCGACAUGGCCAUGCUCGUCGAGAGCCAGGGCGAGAUGAUUGACAGAAUUGAGUACAACGUGGAACACUCCGUCGACUAUGUGGAGCGAGCCGUAUCCGACACCAAGAAGGCCGUCAAAUACCAGAGCCAGGCCCGCAAGAAGAAGAUCAUGAUCAUCAUCUGCUGCGUCAUCCUGGGCGUGGUCCUGGCGUCGACCAUCGGUGGCACGCUGGGCUUCUAGAGACGCUCAGCCGUGACGCCCGCCGCUGACCCAACUGUCCGACCGCCAGCAGAGAAAAGACACACCGACGACGACGACGACAACUACGACAACACAAAAACUUGAAACACAAAUGCAAGACAGAUAAACCAAUCAGCUAGGAAGAGAUAACCAAUCACAGAUAAGAGGAAACACCACAGGGUUGGGUGGGGUUCAAAAAACAAAGACAAAAAAAACCCACAAUAAAAACGCCAUCACAUUAUAGCUGACUUAAAUACUUAACGUAUACAAAAAGAAGGUCAGAUAACCCUAUUUACUACAGCUGUACAUGUAAAUGUAUUGAACAUAUGAAGCAACACAUGGGUUAGCUACCUGUAAAAAAUGAUUACCUAUAAUAUGACAUUUACUUGUCUGUUGGUUUGUUUUGCUUUUUUCUCUUAUUUUUUAAACAGUUUCUUUCGUUUUUCGGGAGUCUCCGAGGACAGUGACGGCUGCCGGAUGCGAGUUCUACGGGACGAAGCGU